Messenger RNA from Aaosphaeria arxii CBS 175.79, 1310 nucleotides. RefSeq lists its product as uncharacterized. The coding region runs from base 199 to 1134 and encodes 311 amino acids. The transcript has a single exon. The record is from RefSeq and is a predicted model, not a curated record. Lineage: Eukaryota; Fungi; Ascomycota; Dothideomycetes; Pleosporales.
UCUAGUCCCAGCCGUAUAGCUUAGGGCGCGUGUUCCAAAGCCAUGCGCGAGACGCCCUUUGGCAUAGCCUUAUCGAAUGCCCUGAGGUAGCUUGCGUAUAUAUAUUCUAGGUCGUGCCCCCGGCCGUUCGUUCGUUCGUUCGGCAUAGUGCGGAUCCUCAAAGUAAACAUAGCAUUCAGCUAUUAGCACAACAUCAUCAUGAACGACGCACCGCCAUAUUCCCCGACUGCGAAUUCUAAUGAAAUGGGUCGUCUACCACAUGACUUCCACAUCCCGCGAUGGAAUGAAAGACAUGAAGAUCCGUUAGCAUCGCUAGUGCGAUGGAAGACUAAUAGGUCGAGCAUGUCGUCGUCGGGAUCAACAUACACGUCUGGAGAUGAGGGACCAAGCCGAGCAUAUGCGGAGUCGUAUCCUUCAUCGCAUGACCCUAUCACACAUGUAGCCACCGCGCCAGCAGUUCUCGAAGCACCCCCAAACUACACGCCAAUUGAUGCCCUGGCGCAUGUCUUCCAUAUAGAAGGAGGUCUUGUAUAUGCGACGCGGACGAGCACAACGCCGCGUUACCAGUUGAUGCAAGAGUUCACGAGGUCGGGUCGACCCAAGAAGCUGCAUAUUCGGCGGCUGAUGGCAUCGGAGUCACGGAAGAGCUCCCUGUCUGACGCUUCUUCGCUGAAUUCAGCAGACCGGCUACGUUAUGACGAGGACAGCACAAUGUAUACGAUUACGACGUUUGAUAUGCGCGGACUUCGGUCGUCGACGUUGGGAGGGAGCAUUCAGUUUGAAAGUGGGGGUGGCUUGCUUGGAGGGAAGUGGGUUAAGGUGUGGCAUUUGAGGAAGACGAGGAAGAGGAAUAGUUUGAAUCCUGAGAACGAAAGAAAGAUCGAGAAGUACGGAUAUCAUUCACGCGAUGAAUGGGAUAAGCAACUGUUGUUCCUUGUGAAAAAGGGGAUAUGGGAAGAUGGAGAGGGGAGGAAAGUUGCAAUUGAAGAUGGAAACGGGUUCGAGAUUGUGGAUCCAAAGGUGAAAGAUCAAGAGGGUGCGAACUGGAAGAGAGAUCUCAUGGUUGCAUCAUGGAUUAUGCGGAUGUGGCGGGUUGAUGGGAUUCGAUGGGAAAAUGAUAUAAAGGGAUGGUGACGAUAGUGUAGGGUCAACGGAUUCCCAUCUUUCUCAUUACAUUUCAUUCAAGAAUAUUACUAUAGGUACAGACAGAAUAACGCCAAAGCGGUCAUGGCCUUUACUCCCUUCAGAUCGAUAUAUACGGAUUUUGAUGACCUAUUCCAGCUUCUUGCUAGAUUUAGAUCUGAUGUAGA